UCCAAUGAAACACAGCUCUUUGCUCCCCACAAUCUCUAACACAAACUUCUGGUGUUUAAAGCAUCAGAUGGAUUAAAUCACUGUUUCCCACUUAUAUAUACCUCACUUUCUUCUUUAUGCUAACACGGACACAUACACCGGACAUGACACUACGUAGUAUAUGUCUUGUGUGGUCUAUGUGCCAAUGUGAACGUGUGAUCGAAGGCAUACCGGACAUUGACACAAUACAUGUGAUUCAAUUCAAUUGAUUCAUUUUCUCAAAUUAUUAUUGGUGUGUUAGUGUCAAUGUUUUGUCUGAUGUUGGAGUUUAUGUCAGUGCUUCAAUGAUUAAUAUUAAUUUUAAAAUAUAGAAGUGAUUAAAUGUAACUACAUGAUCAGUAUUAGUGUUGAACAACAACACGUGUCGAACACCAAAAAUACAUUUGAUCGGAAUUGUGAGAAUUUAAUUCACAUAUUCACAUCAUGUUGGUCCCACACAAAACUCCUCCUCAUCAUAUAAAAUCAUGGCUAGAGUUAAUGUUUGAUUAUUCUAAACUGACCAUCAUACUACACUACUCUCAAUCAUUUCAAACCCUUUGAUAUCAUCUUACCAUUCUUGAAAUAGCUUCAUCCUCUUGUAGCAUAUUCCUCAUCAUACUUCACCCUCUACUAAACAAACACUUUUGCAUAACUUGAUUCAAGUUUCAAAACUUGCAAAAACCAUAAAAAAGACUCACUGCACCAUGUCCCUAGCAGGACUUAUUGUAGACCAAGAAAUGAAUCACAAGAGAUCAUUCCACAGAAGAAAUGAUUCUGGUGAACUUGAUGUGUUUGAAGCAUCAAGAUACUUCUCAGGAUACAAUGAAGUUAUUGGAUACACUACUGGCUCCACACAAAAGAUGGUAAGAGAAGAAAGGUUUGGACAUAAAGGAAGAAUAAGCUUAGACAUGCCAAUGAGAAGCUUACUUCCACAACAAUUUAAUGGAGGGGUUGAUCAAAAACAAGUGAAAGAGAAGAAACACAACAAACAACCUAGUUCACCGGGUGGUCGACUCGCAAGUUUCUUGAACUCUCUUUUCAAUCAAUCAACAUCUAAAAAGAAGAAAUCAAAAUCAAGUUCACAAUCCAUGAAAGACGAAGACGAGAGUCCCGGUGGAAGAAGAAGGAGAAGAAGUAGCAUUAGUCAUUUCAGAAGCUCUAGCACUGCAGAUUCAAGGACUAUUUACUCUUUAAACUCGGGUUUUCGAACUCCUCCUUAUGUACAAACUCCAACAAAAGGGUGCAAGGAAUUCAAAACCUUAUUAUCUGAUCAAAAGAAUGAAUUUUCUUUCAAGAAACCAUCAAACACUUUGCAAAGUGAGUUUUGUUGGGAUGAUAAGAAAAAGAGAGACUCAACUUUGUUGGAUAAUAACUACAAACAGUUGGUGGACAAAAAAUUCUUAGCAGUAGAAGAGGAAAAGGUUAUAAGAAAAUUCAAUGAAAUUGAUGAUGGUGCUGAAAGUGAUUCAAGUUCUGAUCUGUUUGAAUUGCAAAACUAUGAAUUGAGUCACUAUUCAAGUGGUUUACCUGUCUAUGAAACUACCAACAUGGAUAAUAUCAAGAGAGGAGCAACGAUUUCGGUGGUCUAGUCCAUACCGAACUUCUUUAAAUGGCGCGCCUCGUAAACCGACGGUGGGAUUGAACUCCUCAGAUAUGCCGAGUUUUUUUUUAUAAGAAAAAAGGAGGAGCAACAAUUUCUAAUGUCCCUUUGUGAUGAUUAUGAUAUAAUGUAAAAUUGAUUUCUAGUUAAUUUGUUUCAUGUUGAAUUAGUUAUAAUUAAUUAGAAACUAUGAAAAGGGAAAUAUGUUAGAUUUUGCUUGUUUUGUUUUCCCUCUGGAUUUGAUUUCCAACCUUCUUUCAAUACUUUUUUCUCUGUUUGUACUUUGUACAAUUUGGAAUGUUUGCUUGUCUUACUCUACCUAAUUUUUAUUAUUUUAGAUUGCAAAAGCAUAACUAAAAUGUCAUCAAGUGAUUAGUGGCUUGUGAUUAGAUUAGUUUAGCCGUGAUUUUAGGUUUAUCAAGUGUCAUUUGGGUUGCAAUUAUGUACAAUUAUAGACCUUUUUUUAGAUGAAAUAAUCAUUGUGAGCUUUAA
Molecule: messenger RNA, 2110 nt
Organism: Trifolium pratense (red clover)
Lineage: Eukaryota; Viridiplantae; Streptophyta; Magnoliopsida; Fabales; Fabaceae
Product: protein BIG GRAIN 1-like E
Exons: 1
Coding region: 723-1607 (294 amino acids)
Biological process (GO): auxin-activated signaling pathway
Source: RefSeq, a predicted model, not a curated record